GCCAGUGCUUAUGUGAAGGGGUCCUGUGGGGCAGUCCAGUUGACUUUCAGCAGCUGACGGAGAGCGACGCAGUUAUUGAUUGAUUGAUCGAUCGAUUGAUUGGUUGAUAGGUAGCACCGUAUUUAUUUGAACAGUAAACAAACAUGAAUUUCGUCAGAUCUCGUCUUUUUGCUGGAAACUUUAUCGGUCAGAGGUGCAGACAGGUCACUGAAACAUGGAGCCACAGAGGGAUGUGCGGUAAACCACAGGUCAAAGCAGAGCCUUCUCCACCUGCAGCUCCAGCACAAGCAACUCGCGCUGGUUUCAGAGUCCCAGGCUACCGACCCUCAGAGAUGGACAAGAAGAUUCUGGUGUGGUCGGGACGCUUUAAGACAUCGGACCAGAUACCAGAGCUUGUGACGUUUGAGAUGAUUGAUGCUGCCAGAAACAAAAUCAGGGUGAAAGCCUGCUACGUGAUGAUAGGCAUCACAAUAGGGUCCUGUCUGUUCAUGAUCUUAAUGGGCAAGCGGGCUGCACGCAGGCACGAGUCCCUGACAGGUCAAAACAUGGAGAAGAAAGCUAGAUGGAGGGAAGAAGUAAUUAAAGAGAGGGAUGCUGCUCUUACCCUGUCUGAGAAGGCUCAGUGAUGAAGGACAACUAGUACCUACCCAACCGUGCCGUUUUCCCCCAAAUGUUGGGCCAAUAAUGUCCCAAUAAUGCUAUAUGUAUAACAACAACAACUCCAGAGCUCUCCCUUUCCAUCCUACAGACUGAUCAGAAGAUAUUAGAGUAGUUCAUACUUAGAAGCACUUUUGAAACCUGGAGAUUGACUUCAAUGAUUACAACAACAACUAUUGAUUAUUUAACCAUCCGAAACCCAAUGUAACGUUUUAUCUUUUCAGGGAAUGUAUUGAGGUUAUAAACUGGCACCUUUUUCAGUCGGUAGCAUUUGGUCACCAGAGGAGAGCGGAAACCUGAUUAUGAUGUAAUAGAGGUUUUGGGUUUUUUAUAACAUUCUUUGCAUUUACUACACAGCCAAAUAAUAUAAUGAUUUUCAGAUAAAAAAAAUCUGAACCGACACAUUGAUUUCCAGCUCUCAAAUGCCUUAGGUAGCCCUCUGUUUUUAAACGUGCCUCUGUGGCAACAAUCUUUUGCGUUUAUCUGCCUUCUGAAGACAGUUCGGCCCUCAAGGGUUUCAAAUGAUCUCCAAUUUUCUUUAAAAGGACAUCACAAAUUGGAUCAGACAUGCUCCAUUUGCACAAUGGUCUGUCCUGAUACUCAUGUAAUUAAGACUGGUUUGUUCAUGACUGAUGUAACUAUGUAUGUUUGUAUAUAGUGAGCACCAAAAAAUAUAAGUUCAAUAAAAGUUCAAGUUAAAGCUU
Molecule: messenger RNA, 1361 nt
Organism: Morone saxatilis (striped sea-bass)
Lineage: Eukaryota; Metazoa; Chordata; Actinopteri; Moronidae
Gene: fam162a
Product: family with sequence similarity 162 member A
Exons: 5
Coding region: 144-626 (160 amino acids)
Biological process (GO): positive regulation of release of cytochrome c from mitochondria; cellular response to hypoxia; neuron apoptotic process
Cellular component (GO): mitochondrion
Source: RefSeq, a predicted model, not a curated record